UAACGUACUUCCUUACGUGAAUCAGUGAACAGUAUGGUAUUAUUUAGGUUAACGAAACUGGUGGUACUAGCUAGCAACGUACUCCCUUACGUGAAUCAGUGUAAUAUUCUUUAUAUUACGUGCGGAAGCUUUAAAACGGCUCUAUUUCGCAGGUGAUGCUGGUUGGGGACUCCGGAGUUGGGAAGACGUGUGUUUUAGUCCGCUAUAAAGAUGGCGCCUUUCUUUCUGGUGCUUUCAUUUCAACAGUUGGGAUAGAUUUUCGGAAUAAAGUUGUCCCAUUGGAUGAUGCUAAAGUGAAGCUGCAGAUUUGGGACACGGCAGGACAAGAAAGGUUCAGAAGUGUGACGCAUGCGUACUAUAGAGAUGCCCAUGCCUUACUGUUGCUGUACGAUGUUACCAGUAAAAACAGUUUUGAUAACACCAGAGCUUGGCUGGGAGAAAUCAGUGAAUACGCUCAUGAUGACGUAGUAAUUAUGUUGAUAGGCAACAAGGCGGACAUGAAGGAAGAACGUCAAGUAAAGUAUGAGGAUGGAGAAAGACUGGCUGCGGAGUAUGAAGUGGCUUUCAUGGAGACGAGUGCAAAAUCGGGUAUGAACGUGGAACUUGCUUUUCAAGCCGUUGCUAGAGAACUGAAAUAUCGAAAAAUGAGAAAUCCUGACGACCCGAAGUUCAGCGUAACAGAAUAUGUCAAACAUGAAAGUCAAAAAAAUGCCAGCGGCUGUUGCAGCUAAGGCUGAACAAAACAGUGCCACCUAGUGGUGACAAAUGGCUUCCAGUGACGUGGGCGCCUGAGAAACUGCUAUGUUGUGUAAAUGAAUGUUGUUAAUUAUAGUUGUGUUCUGUAUAUCUGAAAAUGGACAAUUAUGUAAUCCCCAACACGUCUCUCAUCACAAAGUACAAAGAAAUGUAAAAAGACUGAAAUCCUGUACUUUACCAUUAAAAACUCGUCAGAUGAGACUUUUGAAACUAGAAGCCGUAUAUGUUCUCUUUAUUGUGGCCUUUAAAAUCCUUCAAGGAUUCUAGUUAGGCUUUGCUGAUGAGAAGAAGGUCCUUGUAGUGAGCUCGUCAGAAAAAAUAUUCUGGAUUCUAAUCUAACAGCUUUUCUGUGUUUGUUGUAUUUUACGUCUCUUUAAGACUAUAUAUAAUGUUGUCAUGACAACAAAAAGUAAGUGUUUGUUUGAAAAACGUACUAAUUGAUAGUGUACAGUUUCAAAGUUAAUGUUGAAAUGGGUAGUAAAUGAGUUUUCGAUCUAUUUCUUUGUAUCCUCAAAUACGCGUCGUCUACUCACCAAAAAGGUUCCCCAUUUCAACAACAACUUUCAAUAGAAAUUAAAACUCUCCGCUGCUUAAAACGCCACUUCACAAACUAAUAUACGUGAAAGGAUAAAUAAAGAAUUAAUGAAAUAUACAUUAUAAUUUCUGAAAUGCUUGACCCACUAAAACUUAAGUUUUUAAUUCUUUAUCUUAGAUAAAAAUUCAUACAACUGGAUAUUAUAAUACAGUGGAGGGUAGGGAAAAUUAGUGCUGCUUUACCCAUUAGUUACGGUUUGUUUUAAUUGUUAUAUUUGUGUUUGUUUGUUCUUGUUUUUUCCGCAAUCUUAGGUGACAUUUUUAGAUUAUACUUCGAUAUAAUAUUUUGUUACACAUACACACAUAUAUAUAUAUUGAAAAGUAUAGAUUUUACACUGUUUAUAAACUACCCACCGUGGCGGCGCCAGCACUCCAAAUUUGUGGGGAGGGGGCAAGUAGGGGACAAGCCAAAAUUUUGUGGGACAAAAUAAGACAUCUUGUACUCACGUGUACUUUUAAAGGGACUCGUUAUUCCCCCCAUAUUUUAGCGUGCUAAAUUAGAUUGAGCCAACGUUGGGCUUCAAUAUAUACUUUAUAUUGAGCUUUGAAACCCCCAAAUUACUCGCAGAUCUUGGAAAGGACCAGAAGGUUUUUGACCAUUGUAGCGUAUCUAGCAAUGUUUUGGGGGAGGGAUAACAAGUCCCUUUAAAAGUUAAUUGAGAAAUAAUGAUCUUUUGAGCAUUAUUUAAUUACAUAAAUAAUUAUUUAGUGCAAUAGUACCAUUAGUAUAUAAAAGUAGGGUUAACGGGAAUACCUGUUAUUGUAGGAUAUAUUUGGUUGACUUCUAGUAUACAAGAAAAAUAACAACACGUAAAACGGUUGUGCGCGUGCGAACGUAUUUUCUUGUUAUAAACAUUACAUUUGCUCUAUGUAUGUAGGAUUGAAUUGGCGGGGGGGGGGGGUCGAAAAGAAAAUUUUGAGUGGGCAAAUACCCCGCCACUGAUUACUCAGUAUAGGAAAUAUGACGUUCGGCUCUCUUUUCUAGUUCUAGCAAACAUAAAGCUGGAUAAGAACUGUUUAUGAGAUUGAAAUGGGACUAAAACAUUUCAUAGUUCAGUCUCAGUCGCCAUGAAAUUAUUCUCAGGUAAAUUGGUGGAGAUCUGUUUCUGUAAACUUGUAGUUAAAUUUAUACUCUCGAUCCCAGGUCUAAUAUAAUACAGUCAUAAAAAAUAAACGGUAAAAUACGUAGAAUUACGUCUUUAAUUUUUAAACGGACGUCACCACGUUGUGUUAUGUAUAUUUUGCAUUUCUCUUCGGAAAAAAAAGAAUAGUAAGACCAUCGAAAAUGUUUACGCGGUGUAAAAUUUGAAGAUUUCUGUUCGUGUGGAGCUGUUUCUAAACUAGUGAACAUGUUAUGUACUACAUUCUGUAACACACUAGUGAAUGUACCCGCGUUUCAAGUGCCAUUUAUUUCAUUGGCUUCGCGGAAAAAGCGAGCCGUCGUUCAUGUAGGUCUAUUGAAUACUGGCUGUCAGCAAGGGUACCUGUACUACGCACUAUUUAAACGUCAUUUUCGUUUGCCGGCGGUUUCACAUUGUAAAAAAUGAAAUAGUUUUGUGACGUCUGGACGCCAAAGUCGAACUGCUCAUCUGAUUGCUUCUCCAUUUAAACCCGAUCUUCGGUAGCGUCUACCAGAGUUCUUCUACCAAACUUCAUCGAAAUUGGUCAGGCGGUGUUGACAACAACAUGUGACGUCAAGACGUCAAAAAGACGGGCGACUCUGCUUUAUACAUAUAUGUAUUAUUAACCUUCAAUUGAUGAAGCGUGGUCUGUGUUAGAGCAGACAAUAUGAUGAAACAGAUGUGGUUAAGACUAAUGUAUUAGCCUCAGUGUUAGUAGUGCACAGUUUGUUCAUGUAUUCUAAACAAACUUCAUAAUCGAUGUUGCUAGGUAACGGUGUUUUUGUUUUGUUGGUCUUUUUUUUUGCCAUUAACUAUAUUUUAAUCUAAGCAAUUAACAGCUAUAUCAUACCUGUAAUGUUUGGGAAUACUUACCCCAAGAAAAACAGAUGUUAAGGUUUUGAAUUUAUCUCCGUAUCCGAAUAACUAGUAGCUAUGUUAACAUUUACACUUGCAUAUUUUUUGAUCAGUUCUAACAAUUCUAGAAGAAAACCGAAUAAACUUUGACUCUGAAUCAUAAACGGGAAAAAUGGGCUAAAAGGUUCUUGAUAUUCUCAAGUAUAUUUUUAUCAAUAUUUUAUAAAGUUUAGUAAUAUCGAAAGAGUCACAGUUGUCAGCAAAAUGAGUUUCUGUGAUAAAUGCUUGUUUCUAUGAGAUUAGAAAUUAACACACGCUGUUUGUUGUUUGAUAAUGUCAUAUCAAAGGAUAUCAUGUUAAAUCAUUCUGACCAUAGGAUAUAUAGUUAAAAAGUUUUUAUAUCUUUACGCCAUCUAUUGGUAUUGAAACAUAAUAGUUUAAUUAUUUAAUGUUUUAGAUGGUAUGUGCAUACUCAGGCGUUUCUUUAUAACACAAACUUCUAAAUUAUUGCAUUAAUGGGUAAUAUUGAUAAUUAAUUAAAUAGAAUCAGCUACAAAAGGUAACACCCGCAUAUGAAAUACUUAACUGUAAAACUUGUACCCCCUUUUACCAAAUUGUUCAUAAUUUCCAUCAUUUGUCUAGUUCAAUCAGUUGGUUAUGGAUAGUUUACACUUUCAUAUUUUGUGGUACCUAUUUAUUUUAAUAGCCCACAGUUUACCCUUUUUAUCGAUUUAGACACUGAAUCUCUGGCUUUUGUGUUACUAAAUUGUUCUAAAGUUUGUUUCAUUUUCUUGGUGAGCUUAUAACAUUUGUUUGGAAAAAAUAUGAUCGCGAACAUUAUAUUCUUACGACAUGGCUGAACGUUAAGUACAAUAUAUAUAAAUGUUUACAUGUUUUUCGUCUUUAUUCUAUAUAAGGAAAUUUAAAUUAUAGUAAUUAUUACUGAAAUCAAGUAUUUUUACUUUUCUUGAUAUUGCUGGUUACACUAAUGGCCGACAAGUGUCGUGAUUAGUAAUCCAAGUACAGCGAUUUAAAAAUCUCUAUUUUGUGAUUGUAUCGGGAACUAGUACCCUUAAAUAACUUUAAAUUGUACUUGAUAUUUAUUCUGUGAUUGUGUCGAAUAAAUGUGUACCUUUACGAUGACCUUGCAUGAUAAGUUGAGAGAAAUGUUAGUAUAAAUUUCAUAUUUUAUAGGUAGUUGUCUAUAGAGAAUAAUCAGGCUUAACGUGGCCAAUAGUGACUUUACCACUCACGAAGCAUCACGACAAACCAUAACACUAGUGCGUCACCAUAUUAUUGAAGAACGUCAUACGAUUGGUUGUAAUUUAGCCUAAGAAUGUUAAAAGUUACAAAGUUGGGAACAUAUAGUAUUUAAUUGGAAUUAUUAAAAGCUUGUGUUUCAUGAUGACACAAUUGUUAUAUUCUUGUUUUCUGUAUUUGAAAUUUAAAAAGUAGAAUUUGUAUAUGAAUGAGUUCCAAUAAAUAAUCAAGUUGUGAAUAAACAUA
Messenger RNA from Limulus polyphemus (Atlantic horseshoe crab), 4832 nucleotides. RefSeq names its product ras-related protein Rab-37-like. Bases 156 to 731 code for a protein of 191 amino acids. Lineage: Eukaryota; Metazoa; Arthropoda; Merostomata; Xiphosura; Limulidae. Gene Ontology annotation, cellular component: Golgi apparatus; endosome. The transcript is spliced from 7 exons. The record is from RefSeq and is a predicted model, not a curated record. Gene Ontology annotation, molecular function: GTPase activity; GTP binding.